AUGAGCUUGAAAAGGCAAGAAAUAACCAGCGUACUAGACGGCGCACAAGCACAGACAUUACCUUUGGCCAGACAAUUCCUGCUUCAAAGGAACGACGAAAUCCUAGAAGAAGAUGUCCAACUAGGCUCCGUUUACGAGAUCUACCACAAAAACCUUCCUCCUAGAACUCCUGUUCAACUGAGAUCCGUUCGCGUUGUUAUGGUGAGUGAGAAGACAGAUUUGAACGUCGCGAUUAGGUAUCCGAGUAUUCUGUCAUUACGAACUUAUUUUAGUCAUGGAAUCACGGAGAUGUAUCCCGCUUUAGAUGAGAAGUUUGUAAUGGGAGUAAAACUCGCCGGCAAAGUGCUUUUCCGGCAAGUUCCAUCUCAAGAGUUCGCCGAGAAGAAGCAUCUGCAGAAUUUCUGGCUGGUGAACCCAAACUCUCAAGUCGGGCCGGGUCAUGCUGCUAUGAAAAUUGAAGAGAUCGGAUUGGCCAAGGAACUGAAGAACAAUGCCAUGGUAAGGUGGGGUGUAAGAAGACAAGUUAUGUUUAUUGGAAGACACAAAGAUAUGAGCAAAACGACGCAGUCUUCUUCAAGCUUCGUUCAUGGCGAAGAAGAACUGAAAAAUGAACAAGAUGUUAACAAUGGUGGAUAUGCGGAGGAGGAGGAUGAAGUUGAUGAAGAAGAGAAGGGUGACGACGAUGAUGAUAAUCUUAACAGAAGGUUGAGAAAAACAAGAAAUUUGAGAAAAAGAAAGCGUGUGAAACAAGCUAACAACCAGUUAUGGCUAGUUAAUAAAAAACCGAUGAACAAGUGCAAGAAAUUAGGGCUCAUUAAAGACCCCACAGAAAGGUGGUCAAAGGAGAGGUAUCUAGCGGCGGAGCUCAGUCUUCUAGAAGCUAUGAAAGAGAAGAAGGCGAUGAUUGGGAAUCCGAUUACGAGACCUGCGCUUAGAGUUGAAGCUCGAAAGAGGAUAGGUGACACUGGUCUCUUAGACCACCUCCUGAAACACGUGGCUAACAAGGUGGCGCCAGGUGGCGAUUUGAGGUUUCGAAGGUCACAUAAUGCUGAUGGUGCAAUGGAAUAUUGGCUUGAAAGUGCUGAUCUUCUAAAAAUUAGGAAAGACGCCGGAGUUAGUGAUCCUUUCUGGACUCCGCCGCCUGGUUGGAAGCCCGGUGAUUCUCCUAUCCAGGACCCGAUCAUGGCAAAAGAACUUACUCAUCUCAAAGAAGAAAUUUCAUGUAUCAAAAGGGAGUUUUUAUCCAAGAAGCAGUUUGAAGAAGAAAUGGCAAAUCUGAGAAGGGAUAUUAUGGAGUUGAUUUCAAAGAAUAUAAAGGAUCAAGAUGAAAAUAAAGCUAUUGUGGUUUCUGAAGGUGUUGACACAAGUCCAAAGCAAUUGACCAAUUUUUGUAAUUCAUUGCUUCCUUAUUCCGAGUCUGAUGUAAAUAACUCAAGAGUCUCAAGGGAAGAAUGCAAGAAAGAAAUGUUGGUCAUUUUGAAGAAGGUAGAGGCGGAGACAAACAAGAUGACAGGUGGCAGUAGUGGCACAGAAGAAUUAAUUAAUACCCAAACAGUCCCUGCCCCUGCCCCCGAUGAUGCUGCUAAAAAACAUACCGAAAAAAAGAAAGAAGCUGUGGCACUACCAAAACAAGGUGGUGAUCCUGAGGAGACAUCUGAGGGAGGUGCACCACCUGCAGGUGAAGGAAAAGCAGCGAAAAUUGAGAGGUUGAAAAGUGGGUUCAGACUUUGCAGACCACAGGGUACUUUCCUGUGGCCAAACAUGGUGAACAACCCCACCAACACCACGGCCUCUUGUUGUUCUUCUCAGGUUGUGGAUCUUUUGGUGGUCCCAACUCCACCAUCUGUUAAUUCCUCCACGCCACCACAGGCACAGCUACCCUACAACCACCAUCCUGCCUCUCCUCCAGUGAAGCCUGUGCCGGAGAGACGCGCCGUUACUGUCACCGUUUCCACUGACCAUCCGCAUUCUUCCACCAAUAACGGCAACAAAAUAACAACCAGCCUCAUCAACCUCAAUGACAUCCCAACACCACAACUCAUGCCAACUGCUCAUCAGGUGAAGAGUGAAUUAGCCCAACAACAACAACAAAAAAGGAAGAGUAGCAAGUCAUCAUCUUCCGCUUCUGCUUCUGCUUCGUCGUCUUGCUUGUCCAACACAAUUGUGAAUUAUCGUCUCACUCAGCUGGAAGCUGAAUUGGCUGUUGAAAAUCGGAUAAUGGAUGAGCUUGACAAACAUACUUCUCAGCUCAAAAUGCAAAAUCUUAAGCUUCGUUCUGUUACAACUGAGCUCAAUGAUUUGAAGUCUGAAAGAGAAGUAAUUAGAAGCUCUGUGGGUGACAUUCACUCCAUCCUGUUACAUCUUCUUGACACCCAUGAAUCCAUUCUGACUAUAUCCAUCCGACGCCAUCUAGCUGACAAACUCAUACAUGCGUUGGCCAUUCUUAAUCGUAUAGAGGGUGUUUCCGUGACUUCUAUCCAGCCAAAACAAGGCGGAGAGAAGAAGAUGGAAAAGGUUAAUACUCAACCUCCUCCCGAACCCAAAUCAAUAGCCGCACCGAAGGAUAAUGAAGUUUCGGUCAGUACAAGGGAUAAAAAGAAGAAGAAAAUUGGUGAAGAUGAUACAGAUGAAGAUGUUGGUUUUGAAGAUACUUUAGGUGAAAAUCCCUCUGAUCCUUUUCAGAAAACAAAACUUUCUGACAAGGAGCUUGCAGAAAAGAUUGCGAAGGAAUCGGCGGAGCUAGAGAAGAAGCUAAAAGAAAAAGAGCUCUUAAAGAAAAAGAAGUCCAUUUUUCUAGAAUGGAACAUUGAUUCGCUCCAGAAAGAAGCAAUAGAUGAACCGAGUACUCUUUGA
Molecule: messenger RNA, 2853 nt
Organism: Lactuca saligna
Lineage: Eukaryota; Viridiplantae; Streptophyta; Magnoliopsida; Asterales; Asteraceae
Source: the annotation of a GenBank genome assembly